This is a messenger RNA of Chaetura pelagica (chimney swift), 991 nucleotides long. It is a transcript of the gene CLTRN, whose product is annotated as transmembrane protein 27. NCBI's taxonomy places the organism in Eukaryota, Metazoa, Chordata, Aves, Apodiformes, Apodidae. The transcript is spliced from 6 exons. The record is from RefSeq and is a predicted model, not a curated record. The coding region runs from base 24 to 704 and encodes 226 amino acids.
CUCAACCUUUCCACACUGACGGGAUGUUACGGGUUUUGUUGCUUAUUCUCUCUCUAGUUGCCAUUGCACAUACAGAGCUCUGCAAGCCAGAUGCACAGAAUGCUUUCAAAGUCCGGCUUAGUAUCAAAACAGCUUUGGGAGAUAAUGCAUAUGCUUGGGAUGCUAAUGAAGAGUACCUCUUCAAAGCAAUGGUGGCUUUUGCAAUGAGAAGAUAUUCCAGCAAGAGAACAACUCAAAUUUCCAAUGUGCUGCUCUGCAAUGUGACGGAUCGAGUGUCAUUUUGGUUUGUGGUCACAGAUUCUUCCAAAAAUGUGACUACUGUCCCUGGAAGUGAGGUAGAGGCAGCCAUCAGGAUGAACAGGAACAGAAUCAACAGUGCCUUCCUACUGAGUGACAAAACACUGCAGUUCCUGAAAAUAACCUCAACCUUAUCACCUCCUGUUGAACCCUCCACACCUGUCUGGCUUAUCGUAUUUGGUGUUGUUCUUUGUCUCAUUGUGGCUGGAAUUGUUUUGCUCAUUGUUGGAGGGAUUCGGCAACACAAGAAAAAGAGCAAAGAGUCAACAGAGAGAGAAAGUUUAGAAGAGAAAGACGAAGUGACAGUAACAGCAGAAAAUGGGAUUCCUUGUGAAGUGCUGGAUUUAAAAGCAGGCCACAUUAAUGGAGUCUUUGCAGCAGAUGAUGAACGGUUCACAUCCUUAUGAAAUGCUGCCAUUACUAUCCGGCAGUUUUUUUUAAAAAACUCCUGUGCCUACCUUAUCUUGCCACUACUCCUGAAUGUCAAACAUGAAGACAAGAAGAAUGUCCUUUCACUUAAUUUCCCUCAAGAGAACCUUUUGCUGAUAGCACACUUAAACCUCCAUUACAAAGCCUUUGUUCCUGAGGAAAGCGAAUGAGAAGACCUCAAAUGAUACCCAUUAAAGAUUUCCGGAAGAUAUGCAGCAAAAUGGAGUUAAAACCUGCCUUGUGUUAGACAUUUAAUUUUUAAUAA